Molecule: messenger RNA, 930 nt
Organism: Phytophthora infestans T30-4
Lineage: Eukaryota; Oomycota; Peronosporomycetes; Peronosporales; Peronosporaceae
Exons: 3
Coding region: 1-930 (309 amino acids)
Source: RefSeq, a predicted model, not a curated record
AUGGAAGCUCAAUUGGCUUCACUCUGUAUUAAAUGGCAAGAAAACAUACCAGACCCUACCGCAGAACAAGUGAACCGCUCUCUCAAAGACCAAGUGCUGCAACAGCAACUGUAUUUAGCAUCGUUGCAACAUGUCAUGACUCAAUCCCCGUUCCUGACCCCAUCACGGAGCAAAGAACUCUACGACGGCAUGCACGGAUACUCCGAGCUUACGGAAACCAUGACCGAUUCUCAGCCCACUUGCCACUUCCAGUCGCAAUGUGCCAUGGGUGUUCGAAUCGUUCCGGCACUUAUGGGUCGGUUCACCCGACAACAUUUGCCAAGUGCAACAUUUAGCAACCCAUUUUCACACACGAGUGUCAUGGCCGAUGGCAACUACACUUACGUUUCCAACAUCCUCCUUUGUCGGAUUCCGCACCGACCACUGGAAGAGGCAGUGGCGGCGGCGUUGCAUUAUUUCCAGAACUUGUCAACAGAACUCAAAGCCCACGUGGGUGUGCACUGCGACCUCGGGCUAAUGCAGGAUUUAGGCGAAGCUCGAGCCUACACGCAAAUGCGGUAUCGCAACGGGCCCAAAUUUUUCUCAGCCAGCAACACGACACUGGCCGCUUGCAUCACGUCGGAGUCGGCGGUGGUUGUUGCCGAUUUUGUUGACAGGGACGCUCGCUACCCCAGUCAGAUGGAAGUGUCGGUCUGGACUCCUGUCUCUCGUACGUUGCUAAUGACGUCGGAGAGAGAUCCCGUGACUGGCCAGGAACACGUGCUACUGCAGCGUCUGAGCGUCAAUCGCUACAAUCUCUCACCCACUUCGCCGAGAUUGCACGACGAGAUCCGGUCCACGCUGCCCUGGUUUAACGGAGAUUUGUUCAUGGAAGUGCUCUGUCGACAACUGGAGCAAGGCAGCCCUGCAAGAGCGCUUCCGUCGUGUUAG